CCCACCCAAUGGCUGGCUUGGGAUGGCGGUCCAAGCUUGGAUUGACCUCGAGGGUACUGUAUUUACAGCCUCCGCACCGCUUCCCGUCUCGUUCGAGGCCGCCCCCCACGUUCUGUCUUGAACCAUUCUGCCCGGAAACCAUUCUGUCUGGAAACAAUUCUGUCUGGAAACUAGAGUCGAACCUACAGCACGAUGCCGACCUGACACCCGCAACAGAACUCAAUUGACCAACUGAACUGAGAUUAUUCCGGGAUACACUGUUGGCAAUUCUAACGCUGUCUAUUCCGUACAGCACCUCAUUCCGCCGAUGCUACGUAACCAUUUCGUUUCCGAGCUGGGCCUGGACCUAAUUGCCAAGAGAGUCCGAAGAAGGAUGCAACACCGCCCACGCACUUGACCCGACUCAGCCGAGUCCUGUCUAGAGGAACCAACCUGUAACAACAACAACCAACAGCGACAUGGGCGCCGUCAUCUCGGGCCUCGUCGGCGCCGUCAAGGGCGUCAAGAGUGUUAUCGGUGUCAUCCGCGGGCUGUCAGCCGACUACAACGAAGUGCUCGCGCGCGCCAACAAGUCGCCCGGCCUGCCUGUCGCUAACCCCACCGUCGCCUUCUGGCAGGAGGACCCGCCGUUCCCUGGGCUGGUUAACGUGCGGUCGCCCGAGCUGCCGCAGACGGCCGACAUCGUCAUCGUCGGCUCGGGCAUCGCCGCCGCGGCUAUCGCCCGGAGCGUGCUGCACGAGAGCCGCCGCACGGGGGAGCCGGCACGCCGCAUCGUCGUCUGCGAGGCGCGCUCGCUGUGCAGCGGUGCCACGGGCCGCAACGGCGGGCACAUCAAACCGUCGGCCUACGAGAGCUUUGCGCGCCUGUGCAAGCGCAUGAGCCCCCAGCGGGCUGCCGAGCUCAUCCGCUUCCAGCUGCGCCACCUCGACACGUUCGUCGAGCUGUGCCGGGCCGAGCACAUCGACAUUGCUGAGUGCCGCGAGGUCGAGACGGCCGACUUCUUCCUCGACGACGACGACUUUUCCAAGGCGGUGGGUCAGGUCGAGGAGUUGAGGAAAUGGGUCCCCGAGCACGACGUAUCCGUGUUGACGGCCGCCGAGGCCCGCGAGAAAUUCUCCGUCAACGAACAGGUCAAGGGCGCGCUCGCGUACAAGGCCGGCGCCCUAUGGCCGUACCGCUUUGUGACGUCCAUCUGGAACAAGCUGCUGUCCGACUUUCCCAAGUCGCUCUCGCUCGAGACCAUGACGGCCGUCGAGGGCAUCGAGCCGGGCAGCGCGGCAGACUUCCCGUACGCCGUGUCGACCAGCCGCGGCACCAUCCGCGCGCGGCACGUGGUGCACGCGACCAACGGGUUUGCGCCGCACCUGGUGCCGGGGCUGCGCGGCAAGGCCAUCGGGAUCCUCGCGCAGAUGACGGCGCAGCGGCCCGGCAGGGACUUUCCCGACCUCGACGGCCGGCGGUCGUGGUCCGUCAUCUACGGCUCGGGCUUCGACUACGCGACGCAGCGGCCGACGUCGCCCGCCGGCGUGCCCGGCCACGUGCUGCUCGGCGGCGGCUUCAGCCUCGGCCCGAAACAGGGCAUGGAGAACAUCGCCGUGUACGACGACAGCAAGAUGGGCGCUCUCGCCAACGCGCACAACCUGGGCAUCAUGGCCGCCAUCUUCGAGCCCAACUGGGGCCCGCCGCCCGCUGACGACCAGGGCGGCAAGAACUACGUCUGGAGCGGCAUCGUCGCCAUCUCGGCCGACGCGAUCCCCCUGGUCGGGAAGCUGGACCCCCGCGUGGCCGGGCGCAAGGCAAAGCCGGCGCGCAGGACGGACAGCGAACAUGACGACGCGGCCGAGUGGAUCGCGGCGGCGUUUAUCGGCGACGGCAUGGUCUGGGCGUGGCUGUCGGGCACGGCGCUGGGCGUGAUGAUCAUGGGAUCUGACGAGGAAGAGCUCGCGGCGGUGCCUGGCCGACCCGGCGGCAAGCUGUACGACUGGUUUCCGCGAGAGCUGCUCCCCACGUACAAGCGUGUCAGGAAGAUGGAUCUCAUGGACCUAGCCGAGGAGAUUAUGUGAACGAGGGCUAGCCUCGCACAGUCUAUGUAUUUGCUAUGGGGUCUUUUUGUAAUUGGAAUUCUGUCAACUUGUUUCGUGACCGAUUCACCUCAGAUGGUGCUCGGUGCUCGGGAACAAGAGUGGGAGGGCCCGUUCCCGUGCUUCUUGUUACGCCAGCGGCGGACCGCCACACUGGACCCCCACUGUUUUCAAUCUCGGAUCAGGGCCCGGUGCGGGGUAGGGGCGCUGCAGACGGGCUACCCCGCAUCGCCGUUGGUGGUGUGACCCCUGCUGUCAUCAUUGUUGUGCAUCUCCUCGUUGACACAGAGCACCAGAAGUUUCCUAUUUAGCUUGG
Lasiosphaeria miniovina is the source of this 2397-nucleotide messenger RNA. RefSeq names its product FAD dependent oxidoreductase-domain-containing protein. The record is from RefSeq and is a predicted model, not a curated record. Bases 459 to 2063 code for a protein of 534 amino acids. Gene Ontology annotation, molecular function: oxidoreductase activity. The transcript is spliced from 2 exons. Gene Ontology annotation, cellular component: cytoplasm. Lineage: Eukaryota; Fungi; Ascomycota; Sordariomycetes; Sordariales; Lasiosphaeriaceae.